CAUAUGCCAGGUUCAGAUAGUAUUAUAUAAAAAACGAAGAUGAGUUUUCAGACCAAUAUGGAGAUAGUUCCGCAUCUUGUGUCUCUUGAAGAUUGGAUCUGGAGAAUUUAAUUAAACGUUUUAUGUUUGGUAAGGAUUUUAUUUGCUUUUCAACUAAAAUGAAAGUUGAAAAUAUUACUAUUUUUCCAAUAAAGAUUUCAAAAUUCUUUGAUAAAUUAUGAGUGGCUCAAUGAUUAUAUGUACGUGUGACGUAUAGGACUUGCGGUUGUAAAAAAAACUAGAUUGACAUUCACGUUUGACAUUUGUCACAAUCACAAUUCAAUUUUCAAUUCAACUUGAAUUCAACCAAUAAGAGUGAAUUUAUCGAUCAAAAUUAGCUUAAGUUGAACAUCCGUUAUCAUCAAUAAAUAACGUGCGAUCUGUGGAUUUCCAUGCAUUUUUGUACUGUAUAUCGAGAGGAUAUGAUUAAUUAUCAAGACCUGAGAUGUUACGUCGAUUACUAGGUGUAAGAAGAUUGUUUAGAAUGCCUAUAACCGAGACUGGGGAUCAAUAUUCUGUUUGGGUGGGUUUGAUUUAUAUAUUUAAUUUAAUUGUGGGCACCGGAGCUCUCACACUACCCGCUGCAUUUGCUAGAGCGGGAUGGGGACUCAGCACUAUAUCUCUUCUCUUUCUUGCAUUCAUGAGUUUUAUGAAUGCAACAUAUGUUAUAGAGACUUUGGCAUGUGCUAAUGCAGUUUUCAAAUGGAAAAGAUUACAAUUCAUUAAAAGGAAUAGUAUUCAAGAGCAUGAAUCAGAUGAAGAGCCGAGUUCCUCGCAGCAUCACUACGGUGAGCUGGAGGACCCUCUUGUGUGCGGUGACUCAAUACCCUCCAGAUAUUACAGUCUGGAUAAAAGAGUGGAACUGGGAGAAAUGGCAAACCUAUUCCUAAAUAAAGGUGGACGCACAAUGUUUUACUGCACUUUGUGUGUGUAUUUAUAUGGAGAUCUUUCAAUAUAUUCAGCAGCUGUAGCCAAAUCUAUGAUGGAUAUUGUAUGUUCAACAGUGCCAGCUAAUGUGUCUAACACUACGGAUUGGGACGCAUUGCCGUGUUUCAACGUGUCUUCCACCGCGCCGGACGCGUACACCCGCCUCGACUGCUACCGAGUCGCGUUGUUGACAUUCUUCGCCGUCACAGGACCAUUCAUCUUCUCUGAUGUACAGAAGACCAAGUAUCUACAGCUGUUUACUUCAGGCAUGAGGUGGCUUGCGUUCGCGAUCAUGAUAUCAAUGGCGAUAUACCUGCUGUGUGUGCGCGGGCCGCAGGGAACUCCGCCCGCCUUCGACUUCACAGGCAUGCCCACGCUGUUCGGAGCCUGCGUGUACUCCUUCAUGUGCCACCACUCGCUGCCCGGCCUCAUCAGCCCCAUCCGCGCCAAGUCCCGCCUCGGCCUCCAUCUCGCUCUCGACUACGCCCUCAUCAGCAUCUUCUAUCUCCUUCUAGCGUUCACCGGAGCGUUCGCUUUCGCCAAACUCAGCGAUCUCUACACACUCAAUUUCGUACCAACGGAUAAUGAAAAUAUAUUUCUAGAAAUAGUUGAAUAUUUCUUAGCUCUCUUCCCUGUGUUCACACUCUCCACUAGCUUUCCAAUCAUCGCUAUAACCCUUAGAAAUAAUCUACAAAGUCUCUUUUUGGAUACGACGCGUCUAGAGUCGUAUAAUAUUAUAUUGAGAAAACUUUUGUUUCCCAUUAUAACUGUUGCGCCGCCGCUCUUGUUGACCUACUUUUUAGAGGAUAUCGGUAUUCUUAUUAAGUUUACGGGCUCGUACGCGGGAACUGGUAUACAAUAUCUGAUGCCCACAUUCCUAGUGGUUUCUGCGAGACGACACUGCACCAACUUGUUAGGUCUAGGAGUUGUUAAUAAAUACAAGAGUCCCUUUUCUCACAUAGCCUGGGCCGUGUUCGUCCUGCUUUGGUCUUUUAUGUGUAUUAUUUUGGUGUCGGUGAAUAUUUUCGAGAAAAAUUCAUGACGUUGUUGAUCUCAACUUUAUGUAGGGAAUUUUAGCAGAGAUUUAUUAGAGUGCGUGUGGAAAUAAUUGAUUUCUUUGUUUAUUCUUGAGUUAUGUUCCAGUUGUUACGGUAUAAACAUUGCAUAUGCACUAUUAAAUAUUUUGGGCUCUAAUGUUUACUCAUUUGCUGAUAGUCGUAUAUAAAUUAAGAAAACUAAUUACGACCAAUGGACAAAUGGCGGCGAUGACGUCACAUGUGUUUAGCCAAUCAGAGUGAAGUUAAUAAUACGUUUUAAACUCUAAACAAUAAAAUCAUGAUUCCAAGAAAGCAAAUUUACGGUUGUACGCGACGAAAAAUAGAGAUUUUGUACCUUAGUCAGGGUUUUUCUAUUUUAUUUACGGCUCAUACAAGAUAUAUUAUAUCUUUUAAUUUAGUAACUGCCCUUUUUAAUAUAAUUGUUAGGUAUGCUUAGCAUGUAAUGUUAAAUAGCAUAAUGUUUUACCAUAGACUACGCAUGACAAUAAUUAAAUUAAUGCUCUCGAGAGAUUUCUUAAAAUAAUGUGAUGCUUCGUAUAUAUUUUGUGUUAUCUGGUGACCAGAUAUUUUGUAUGUGAAGAUGUUAGAUUAUUUAUAUUUUUAAGUAAAUAUAGCUGUUUUAAGGCAUGCCAAUUAAUAUUUUUAUAUAGCUUUGCUUUUAUUUUUAAUACAAUUGACAAUAUUUCUGAUGCUAAAAUUCUUGCCAAUCUAAAUUGUCACCUAGGAGUGAUAAAUUAUAUUCCUUUGAAAUAUUUAGGUUUAAAAUAUAACAUGUACAACACAUGCACAAAAUCAUAAUGUCUGGCUUCGAUGAUGUCAAAAUGUAUGAAAUAACGAAACGGUGAAAUGUGUGUUUGUGAUUUAAUAUCAUCCGACGAACGAGUCGGGACAAGAUAACUUUUUAUAAGUUAAGCAUUUGGCGGUUUAAAAGUACAAUAAUAUAGAAUACACAAAAUAUGUUGUUAUAAGGAAUGUUAGUAAACUUGAUAGUCUGUUGUUACAUUUAAAGCUUAAAUGAAAUAUUUUAAUAAUUAAAUUCCAGUAUCGUAGUGGUUCAAGAGUGAUUGUUGUUUUGAAGUCUGUGAUAGAAUUACCAUUUUGUUGUAACGGCGAAUGUUAAAAAGAUCGACUGAUUUAUGUACAUUUUUAUAGUGUGAAGAUAUUUUUUUACUAAUAUUAAAGUUUAUUUUGUGUGUUUGUAA
This is a messenger RNA of Papilio polytes (common Mormon), 3226 nucleotides long. Its product is annotated as transmembrane protein 104. Bases 485 to 2008 code for a protein of 507 amino acids. Lineage: Eukaryota; Metazoa; Arthropoda; Insecta; Lepidoptera; Papilionidae. The record is from RefSeq and is a predicted model, not a curated record. The transcript is spliced from 5 exons.